Molecule: messenger RNA, 2646 nt
Organism: Trichoderma gamsii
Lineage: Eukaryota; Fungi; Ascomycota; Sordariomycetes; Hypocreales; Hypocreaceae
Product: phosphatidylinositol-glycan biosynthesis class S protein
Exons: 4
Coding region: 1-2646 (881 amino acids)
Biological process (GO): attachment of GPI anchor to protein
Cellular component (GO): GPI-anchor transamidase complex
Source: RefSeq, a predicted model, not a curated record
AUGGCGCCUGGAGAAUCAGAACCCUUGCAGGCGCCCAGCGAUUCUACGCCCAGCGAUUCUGCGCCUGCGACUGCUGCAGCUCCUUCGCCUACUCUGCCUCCUCCUGAGAAGCGGUCGGCUAUCAAACAACGAUCCUAUGUCGUCUUGUCAUUCUGGCUAGUUGUGCUUCUGCUUGGUGUGCCGUUUUGGUGGAAAACAACAGCGAUAUAUCGCGCUGAUUUGCCCUUGGAUAGCAUGCUGAAAUGGGCUGACGGCAAGGCCUGUCGACCGGUGUUUCCCCUCCAGAUCUCAAUACAGGCGGACUCCCUGCAAGAUCAAGAAGCGCAGAAUCUCAUCCGACUGACCCAGCAUGCGUUGGACGAUCUGAACGACUUCUCCGGCCACCAUCUGCGCCUGGAGCUUGCGCCGCGGAACGCGCCCAUUCCGAGAGACGAUUUCCAAACUGCCCUGACGAUUCGACUCAAGCCGGGGACGAGUAGCUCCGCAUCGCUUAACCAGGAGUCUGCCGUACUCGACAUAACCUACCCUCCAAACCAUGUUCCGUCUCUUACGUCGUCAUCAUCGCCCCUUGCGUCCUACAUUACAAACGAGCUUCGCGCCACUUUUGCCGAGGAACAGUCCAUCAUAUCUUACCUUCUCUCUACCUCGUCCAUGUCCACAGGCGUGCGUCCUCAGGGUCUGAGCCCGGAGGCUGCAGAGACACUCUCGAAGAGAACGACUCGAUCACUACGAUACGCUCCCACCUACCAUCUUACUUUCUCUCUCUUCACCGAUAGAGGGUUGCCUAAUACUUGGGAUAUUGAGGCUGCAUUGGACGAGUAUAUCCGGCCGAUGCUAGAAGUCUUGCGUCCAAUACACAAUUUCACCAUCGACACACAAGUUCAGCUAUACGCUGUCCCCGGCGUGCAAUCCCAAGUGCUCAACAAAGAGCAUCUGUCCUCGUUUAUCAAUGCCGCCGAGUGGCCGCUGUCGCCAUCUAUUGGUAAGGCGCCGACAGUCAACUUUGUCAUAUACAUUGGAAAUCAGACGAUUGGAUUGGACGCAGAGACAGAAACUUCGCAGUCAUGGAUGAUUCCCCAAUGGGGCACCGUGUACCUACUAUCUCAGCCAGACACGGAGAGCCACGUAUCUACUGCAACGCUCAAGCAACCAAUGCUGACUUUUGGCGGACAUCUUUUGUCGCUCUUGGGCACACCUCAGUCUGGAUCCCUGCCAUUGAGGCUUUCCACACUCGGUCGCAUCCGAUCUACCGACCUCUUGCUUCGUGCAUCAUCCACGCUAGGGUCGCUUGCACGACUAUCACUCGCGCUGCCUUCCAUUUCGAUCCCCCGGAACGUCGCGGAUGGCGUUUCGAAGACGAUGCAUCACUUGGAACUGGCUUGCGCAGAUCUUGGCGGGCCCGAAGGACUAAAGCAUGCAAGAAUUGCGGAGGAAGAGGCAGAGAGGGCCUUUUUCGAGAAGAGCAUGGUAGGACAGCUGUAUUUCCCAGACGAGCACAAGAUUGCCGUCUAUCUUCCGCUGCUUGGGCCGAUUUUUGUACCGUUGGUCAUGGGACUUAUUAAUGAGACCAAGAGAAUUAUAAAGGAGUUGAAGCAGAAGGCAUUGGAUGCUAAGAAUAAGAAGAAGCACAUCCACGAUGGGGCCGCGCUGGACUGCCGAGUCUAUCACCCAGACUCGUUCUACACAGAGGGCGCCGCGCCUUGGAAGCGCCACGCCGUUGUGUUUGCGCAUCCUUAUGCGCCGAUGGGCGGGAGCUUUGAUGAUCCGUUGAUGGGCAUUGCGGCUGAGCAGCUGCGUCGUAAAGGAUACUUGCUGGGGACAUUCAACUUCAGAGGUGCUGGUCGGUCUGCCGGGAGAACGUCAUGGACGGCAAAGCCGGAAUGCGGCGAUUAUACCAGCUUCGUCGGCUUCAUGGCGCAUUAUCUGCAUCGUCUGGAUCCAUUUGGUCACCGCAUGGCAGAGCCGCCAUCAGAAAAGACCGUGCCGCCCGUCUUGAUGAUGGCGGGCUACUCUUACGGAGCCAUGAUCACUACUCAACUGCCGCCCCUUGACCAGGUCCUUGAGCCUUUCAGCUCUCCGGACUGUGGAUCUCAUGCUGCCCAAAUACGCCUGCGGGCUGAAAGCUGGGCUGAAAGGCAAACCCAAGCGGUGCAGGAGGCUCGCGCCGCCAUGGCACGCGGACAACAGAAAGCCUCCCGCAAGACUUCUCCUACAAGCAGUUCCGAGAAAUCAUCUAGUCCGCCUGUAGCAGCAACACCGGCAAAGGGCAAGCUCUCACCAGUAAGCGGCUUCAUCACGCCCCGGCCGGCCUAUCUCCUCGUGUCUCCACUGCAAGGCCUCGUUACGCAUCUCGCAACCAUGUCGUUGGUCCCGUCGGUGUUUGCAAGGCAGAAGCCACGUCAGGAAGACGACGCGGAGGCUAAGCUGGUGCGGAAUCCCACCCUGGCCGUCUUCGGAGACAAUGACAUCUUUGUGCCCGUUGGCAAGCUGCGUGCUUGGGUGGGACGGCUGAGCUCGCAGCCGGGGUCGCAGUUCCAGGGACACGAGAUUGGAUCGGCAGGGCACUUUUGGGCGGAGGAGGGAGUGCUGGAUGCUAUGCUGGACUUGAUUUGUGAUUUUGCGGGUAAGCUGUACGAUGGCAAUUAG